AUGGUCGCUGACGUGUGGGCCCCACACGUCAGGGUCUUCUUCAACCUCGCGCAGGGGAGGGAUUCUGUGCCCGUGCUGCGUAGGGGAGGGUGGGGGACCUUCUCGGUGGUGCGCAGGGGAGGGGAGGGGGUGGGGAACAGGGAGGUGGGGGUGGGCGGCGGCGGCGGCGGCGGCGAUGGGGAGGCCGUGGGGCGCAGCGGUGGGGCGGCGGCGGUGGCUGUUACCGGAGGCGGAGCGCGGACGUCGGAGAAGAGAGGGGGGGGGGGGCGGGCAUACCUGCUGGGCUUGGGGUCGGGCGCGGAGCAACGGCGGCGGAGACCGGAGGCGGAGCGGCGGCGAGCUCGGCGGCGGCGGUCGCGAAAAUCGGCAGCCUGA
Molecule: messenger RNA, 375 nt
Organism: Sorghum bicolor (sorghum)
Lineage: Eukaryota; Viridiplantae; Streptophyta; Magnoliopsida; Poales; Poaceae
Product: ctenidin-3-like
Exons: 1
Coding region: 1-375 (124 amino acids)
Source: RefSeq, a predicted model, not a curated record